AUGGAAGGCUGCGGUAUGAAAUGCAUUAAAUAUCUCCUCGUUGUUUUCAAUGGUUUAUUUGUGAUCUUCGGCAUCACAAUAAUAGCAGCAGCAUGUGUGGACAUGGGCAUGAUAAAGGGUUUCGCUGGGAUGGAUGGCGCGUCAGGCCAUGAGACGGAUGUGGUGCUCAUAGUGGUUGGAGUCCUCAUCAUCAUUGUAGCAGCCUUUGGAUGUUUCGGAGCCUGGAAGGAGAGCCCUAAGCUGCUGUAUAUCUUCGCGGGAUGCCUCAUAAUAAUCAUUCUUCUGGAACUUUCCGUGGGCAUCGCGGCUGCGGCUCUUCGUCCUCAAAUCGAGGGUACAAUGAAAACUCAGCUCAGAGCCUCCUUCAUUAAGAACAAAUCCACUCGUGAGGAAGACUCCACCUACAGAGAGUUCUGGGACCGCAUUCAGAGCAGCUUGGAAUGUUGUGGAGUGACCGGUCCUGAUAACUACGUAGCUUCCGAGCCUCGUCUCAACCCCUCCUUUAGCUGCUGCCCUCCCGAUGGUACAGAUCGUGCUGAUGAGAUCAAGCGCUCCGACUGCAUCUCCCUCUCCAAGUACUAUCAGAGCGGCUGCGAGGAUAAAGUUCUUAGCACCGUCCAUAGUGCUGGUAUGACGGUCAUUGUGUGUGGAAUUCUCUUCUGCUUUUUGGAGGUGACCGGUAUAGUCUUGGCUCUAUGGCUCGCUCACUCCAUCAAAACACAGGACAAGGGUCGCGAAACAGCGUAG
Molecule: messenger RNA, 747 nt
Organism: Danaus chrysippus (African queen)
Lineage: Eukaryota; Metazoa; Arthropoda; Insecta; Lepidoptera; Nymphalidae
Source: the annotation of a GenBank genome assembly